UAAUUUAUGUUUCUUCAUUCUGCAGGACUGCUGYUCACCAAAGCAAACAGGAUUCCAGUUUGAGCCGACAGAGGAGAGUUCACACUUCCAUCGCCACAGCUUGAAUGAUGUCAGGUCUAAUUUACAAAGUCAGGGGGCAAAAGUUGAUCCCAGGGCGUCAAAUGACUCUUCUUUCAUAAAAUAUCAUCGCAAAACAGUGAUGGAUUUUUUUUGUUUCUCGUUAUAUUCUGCCUGGCUGGAUAACAGGUCCCCUUCUUGAUUUGGGUAAGAUGUAGCCGGACUCUUGAGCAUAAAUGGCAUAAAUCCUCCCACACAUGUUCAGGGAUGGAUCCCGUGAACUUCACCACUGUCGUCGACAGCGGCUUCUUGGACGAGACGCCGUCGAGCCGCGUCCUCACCGGCUGUUUCCUCUCACUGCUCAUCCUCACCACCCUGCUGGGGAACACGCUGGUGUGCGCGGCCGUCACCAAGUUUCGACACCUGCGCUCCAAGGUGACCAACUUUUUCGUCAUCUCGCUGGCCGUGAGCGACCUCCUGGUCGCCGUCUUGGUGAUGCCGUGGAAGGCGGUGACGGAGAUCGCGGGRUUCUGGCCCUUUGGCUCCUUCUGUGACACCUGGGUGGCUUUUGACAUCAUGUGCUCGACGGCGUCCAUCCUCAACCUUUGCGUCAUCAGCUUGGACCGCUACUGGGCCAUCUCCAGCCCCUUCCGCUACGAGAGGAAGAUGACACCCAGAGUGGCUUAUGUGAUGAUCAGCGUGGCCUGGACGUUAUCUGUCCUUAUUUCUUUCAUCCCUGUGCAGCUCAACUGGCACAAAGCCCAGAAUAAGUCUUACAAGGCUCUCCCUGAGCCAUUACUAGACUCAAACACAUCAUCUCACCGUGACCCAGAGAACUGUGACUCCAGCCUGAACAGGACCUACGCCAUCUCCACCUCUCUCAUCAGUUUCUACAUCCCUGUUGCCAUCAUGGUCGCCACGUACACCCAGAUCUACCGCAUCGCCCACCGACAAAUCAGGAGGAUCUCUGCCCUGGAGCGGGCCGCCGAGAGCGCCAAGAACAGGCACAACAGCUUAGGCCGAGGCUCAAGCAUCGCAGAGUCUGAGAGCUCCUUCAAGAUGACGUUCAAGAGGGAGACCAAGGUGCUGAAGACGCUGUCGGUGAUCAUGGGGGUGUUCGUGUGCUGCUGGCUCCCGUUCUUCAUCCUGAACUGCAUGGUGCCCUUCUGCGAGCAGCCGAGCGACGGGGAGGCCUUCCCCUGCAUCAACCCCACCACCUUCGACGUGUUUGUGUGGUUCGGCUGGGCCAACUCCUCCCUCAACCCCAUCAUCUACGCCUUCAACGCCGAUUUUCGCAGGGCCUUCUCCAUCCUGCUGGGCUGCCACAGACUGCACCCAGGAGGCCACAACAUAGAGACGGCCAGCCUAAACAAGAAGUGACUCAUGACUCGCGCGGCUCUGACUCGUCUGUUUUUAUUCUACAGCCCGCCCUGAAUUGUUUUAAAUGAGGACGCAGCUGUUUGUGCGUCGGAGCUGACUCUUACCGUGACUGAAGGGGUAAUGUGACACUAUGCAUGUCCGUGUUUUAGGUGAGUGUGAGUUGCUGCGCUCACCGUGUCUUGCAAAGAAAAAAAAAGAGACAGAGAGGAUUUGGGAUUAAGAUUCUGCUGUCCUGCAAGGGGUCUGAGAGUGCACCGACAUGCUGUGGGGUUAGAUAAUCCCAGGACUGGGCAGUGUGCACGCUGUCAGACACCGCUGUCCUCCUACACCAACAUUCAAACACAAAGCACUUUGGUUGGGUAGACUGGAGCUGUAUAAGUACACUCCAAAGACACAGCAGCAUUUUCCAAAACAUAUUCCUCUACGUGCAGUUCUGCUCACAGAAAUGCUUUAAUACAAAAAUCCUUUGCAGGGACUCUGGAGGUAAAACAUCAAACCAAAUCCUGUUUGGCACAAUGUGCAGAUUUGAUAUAUUCACAAGUGACUUAACUUCACAGGCAGAAUGAGGAAAAAAAUGUUUAAAAUGAAACUCUGYAAAAGUAAAAACUACGAUCUGUUUAUUUUUAUGUAACAGUAUUCAAGUGUGAAAAGGUGAAGCUGUCUCAUAGCUGAUGUGAAUUUGUAAGGGAUGCUUCAGCUCUUUGUGUGGUCCUGUGUAAAGGUAAUGAAUGGUUAAUAUCUUAAAUGUUGUAGAUAGCUCCUUGAAAAACCUCAGUUUGGAGAAGCUGAGUUCAGUUCUGUCUGAAUUGAACUUUUGAAACUUUUUGAAGCAGGAGAGACACCAAAAAAAAGAUCAAUGCUGCCUAAAAAACACUUUAAUAAMAAAAAGGAUUGCUGAUUGCUGUUUCAAGCAAUAUGAGCAUCAGCUAGCUGUAGCACGUCUGGUGCAGCUAAUGUCUUACAGAAUAACUGUGUAAUAAAGACGGCUUUUGCAUCAGCUCCAAUGAAACUUUCGAGUUUGGAGUUGUUUAUUGAAAGUAAAAGUCAGUUUGGAAGUUGGUCAAACCAGCCASACAGCUAUAGUCUGAGCAGGUUCAAACCAGACUGUGUCAACCUGAAACAGCUCAUCUUUUGUAGUGAUUUAUGAAAAUGCUGAUAUUAAAACC
This is a messenger RNA of Austrofundulus limnaeus, 2603 nucleotides long. Its product is annotated as D(1) dopamine receptor-like. Gene Ontology annotation, biological process: adenylate cyclase-activating adrenergic receptor signaling pathway; G protein-coupled dopamine receptor signaling pathway; positive regulation of MAPK cascade. The coding region runs from base 325 to 1437 and encodes 370 amino acids. The transcript has a single exon. The record is from RefSeq and is a predicted model, not a curated record. Gene Ontology annotation, molecular function: dopamine neurotransmitter receptor activity, coupled via Gs; G protein-coupled receptor activity. Lineage: Eukaryota; Metazoa; Chordata; Actinopteri; Cyprinodontiformes; Rivulidae. Gene Ontology annotation, cellular component: plasma membrane.